CUCAAACAAGCAGCGUAGUAAAACCCAUCUCUUUUGUUGUCAUGUAAAAGGAGACUUUGAAGAAGAAAAGAAAAGAAAAGCUUUGACAAAAAAAAACGCAGCGUUUUAGGAAAAAAGAGUGUAGAAGUGAUUCUGGCUUUCCCAACAAUGGAAGCUUUCAGUCUUCUUAACUACUGGAAAAGCAAUGGUGGUGGUGCUGCUGCUGUUGCUUUCCUCCCUCAUUCCUCCGACUCUUCUUCUUCUUGCCGUUACUCCGCCGGCGAUUCCACCACCAUCGUCACCACCUCCGUCACAGAAACUGAGGAUGAAGAAGCUGAUGACAACGACAACGACAACGACGAAGGACCCUUCUUCGACCUUGAGUUCGCUCUUCCAGCCGACGAAGAAGAAGAAGAAGACCGAGGAAGAGGUGGAGAAGGAGAUUCCAUUUCCGAUUGUACGGACGGCGGCUGUGAGUACAAGUUCACUCUCUCGUCUUGUUCCGGCGGAGAAGAUCGAGUAGAUCCAGAUUCCCUUGACGAUGUUUUCUUCAAGGAGACGAUUGUCGAAGAGGCCGAACCACCGUCUUCUUCGGAGCAGCAGACUUGUUCCGUCAAAGCUCCGGCGGCGCAGUUAUCGGCGUCGAUUUUGAAAUCCGCCACUAAGCUCCGCGUGUUCAUGCUCGGAAUGAAGAAAUCGAAGCUUAUCCAAGCGAAAUCGGAAGCUAUUCUCGGAUCUGAAGACAUCGACAAGCAAAAUCCUCCUCCUCCGCCGCCGCCGCCGUCGUCGCACUCGCCGGAAUCGCAACAGAAAAGUACGGUGACUGUUAAUUUAAAAGUUGAAGACGUUCCGAUCAUAUCUCUAUUCACAAGAGAGAACAGCUCCAAGAACUCAUCAUCGUCUUCCUCCUCUUCAUCUUCGUCGUCUUUUACACUGAAGAAGCAAAACGGCAACGAAUCUGUCGUUUCAGACGAGAAACGCUUUAUGAUGAUGCAGAAGUACUUAAAGAAGGUGAAGCCUCUUUACAUCAGAGUUUCGCGUCGUUACGGCGAGAAAUCACGACACUCCGGUCAAUUAACAGCUCCGUCACCGGCGGCGAGAACCACUACGGAGAAAACGGAAUCUCCGGCGACUAAGAAGACGAAUAAAACGGGGAACAACGUGAACAUGAACAUGAACAUGAACAUUCCAGCAGGUCUUAAGGUAGUGAGGAAACACUUGGGAAAAAGCAGGUCGUCAUCGUCAACGGCGACGACACCGUCGUCUACGGCGGCGACUGUUACGACUCAGUCUGAGUCAAGAAGACGCGACGACUCGCUUCUUCAACAGCAAGAUAGUAUUCAAAGCGCAAUUUUACACUGCAAAAGAUCUUUCAAUUCCUCUAGAGAUAAGGAUUCGUCGGUGUUACCAAGAUCGGUGAGUGAACCUUCCUCUUACGAGAAAUGAGAGAAUCGUAAUCUUUUAUAUUUUGUUUAGUUUCCAAGAGCCGAAUCAAUCUCAACCGUUUUUUGAUUCUCUCUUUGCAUUAACACCAUAUAAUAAUCAUAUAUGUGUUAUUUGUAAAUAUAGUUGUUUUGUUUGUAGCUUAAAUUUGGUCAAGCAUUGUAGCAGUGAGAGUCGUGGAAUUUAGAUGUUAUGGUUUGCUGUCAUGUAGUUUAGUUAUGAUGAUGACUGUGGAACAUAUAAAAAAAAAAGGAAGAAAAAUAGACUUGUUCUUCUUCUU
This is a messenger RNA of Capsella rubella, 1702 nucleotides long. Its product is annotated as probable membrane-associated kinase regulator 2. The transcript is spliced from 2 exons. The record is from RefSeq and is a predicted model, not a curated record. Gene Ontology annotation, cellular component: plasma membrane. NCBI's taxonomy places the organism in Eukaryota, Viridiplantae, Streptophyta, Magnoliopsida, Brassicales, Brassicaceae. The coding region runs from base 148 to 1425 and encodes 425 amino acids.